Microdochium trichocladiopsis is the source of this 1322-nucleotide messenger RNA. RefSeq names its product D-isomer specific 2-hydroxyacid dehydrogenase. Gene Ontology annotation, molecular function: NAD binding. The coding region runs from base 101 to 1198 and encodes 365 amino acids. The transcript has a single exon. The record is from RefSeq and is a predicted model, not a curated record. Lineage: Eukaryota; Fungi; Ascomycota; Sordariomycetes; Xylariales; Microdochiaceae.
CGGCGCCGGGGAAUCUGCUGAACAAACACGGGGCAGGCCCGCAACUCCUGUUCUUUACCCCACGGUGGUUGCCGACGGGUGUUGCCUUCCAGCCAUCAUCAUGCCUUGCUCGCCAUCACCACUUCUCGCACAGCCAGCUGCCUCUCGGGUCCUUCUUGUCUCGCAACAUCUCUCCUCGGCCCCCCGCCAGACAACUCCGUCCUCAGCCACAUCACCGUCCCUCCCAGACUCGCCAGCAACCACAAUGGCUCCCGCCCGGAAACUCCUCUACCCCACUUCGCUUGCUCUCGAUGUCCAGAGCCUCGAGGGCUUCUCCUUCGAAUUGCAGCCGUACGAUGUCAAGCAGCCCAUCCCCGAGGAGCACACAGACGCCGAGGUGCUCGUCACAUGGUGCAACUCGGCCGACAACCUCGCGGACGCUGCGAAGCGGCUCAAGAACGUCAAGUGGAUCCAGUCGCUUGCCGCCGGUCCCAAUGACGUCCUCGCCGCCGGCUUCCCAUCCUCGGUAAAGGUCACCACCGGCUCUGGCUGCCAUGACCACACCGUCGCCGAGCACACGCUCGGCCUGCUGCUCAACGCCGCCCGCCGCUUCUUCGAGAUGCGCGACUACCAGGUCCAGUCCAAGUGGCCCCAGCACCUCGGCGGCGCCCAGCCCGACCGCCCCAAGGGCAAGUUCACCUCCCUGCGCGACGCCAACGUGCUCAUCUGGGGCUACGGCAACAUUGCAAAGACGCUCGCGCCCUGGCUCACAGCCAUGGGCGCCAAGGUCUGCGGUGUCGCCCGGUCCCAGGGUGUCCGCAACGGCGUCGAGGUGUACGGCGAGGACAAGCUGCCCGAGCUGCUCGCCGAGACGGACGCGCUUGUCAUGAUCCUGCCCGGCUCCGCCUCGACCAACAACGCUCUCAACGCCGAGCGCCUCAAGCAGCUGCCCAAGCACGCGUGGGUCGUCAACGUCGGCAGAGGAACCGCCAUCGACGAGGAGGCCGUGUACCAGGCGCUCGUGUCGGACUCGAUCGGCGGUGCCGCGCUCGACGUCUUUGUCAAGGAGCCCCUGCCCACCGAGUCGAAGCUGUGGACGGCCCCCAACACCAUCAUCAGCCCACACGCUGCCGGUGGUCGGCCGCAGGGCGCCGAGGAGCUGAUCACAUAUAAUCUGCGCCGGUUCAUCGCUGGCCAGGAGCUGCGGAACAUUGUAUGAGCCAAGAGGAAGCAGAAAAGGAGGUUUGGGCUGAUCCACGGGUACAUAGAAGUAAAUGCAGUCAAAACAAACGUCGAACCAUAUCUGACAAUAAGCUCAUGCGACUGUGGAGUACAAGCAUCUU